Puccinia graminis f. sp. tritici CRL 75-36-700-3 is the source of this 651-nucleotide messenger RNA. RefSeq names its product serine/threonine protein kinase. Gene Ontology annotation, molecular function: ATP binding; protein serine/threonine kinase activity. NCBI's taxonomy places the organism in Eukaryota, Fungi, Basidiomycota, Pucciniomycetes, Pucciniales, Pucciniaceae. Gene Ontology annotation, cellular component: cytoplasm; Golgi apparatus. Gene Ontology annotation, biological process: protein phosphorylation; regulation of vacuole fusion, non-autophagic; vacuolar protein processing. The transcript has 2 exons. The record is from RefSeq and is a predicted model, not a curated record. The coding region runs from base 1 to 651 and encodes 216 amino acids.
AUGGGAGUAGACUCUCCCAUCAUUGGCCGUCAAUGGGAGGUCUGUAGUCCCAUCGACAACCAGAAAUGGCCUCGAUCUCGACAACGCAAUUCCGGAUCGAUCAAACCGUGGGCGCAUCGUGAUUUGAAACCGGAAAACGUACUCAUCAGCAAUGACAACCAACCUAUCCUGAUGGAUUUUGGGAGCGCGAUCAAAGCUCGAAUCCCGAUCCCCAACCGAUCUAUUGCUCUUCAACAACAAGAUUUAGCUGCCGAACAUUCUUCGAUGCCAUACCAAGCGCCGGAAUUAUUUGAUGUCAAGACGGGAGAAGAUCUGACAGAAGCGGUCGACAUAUGGUCCUUAGGAUGUGUGCUAUACUGUCUAGCGUAUGGGCAUUCGCCAUUUGAAACGACGGAUACGGCCGAGCAAGGUGGCUCUAUGGUGUUGGCAGUGAUGAACGGCUCCUGGAAGUUCCCGAAUACCAAAGGCUCGAAUCCAAAUCCUAAUGGGAACAAUAACAACUCAAAUCAAAGUCUCUGGGUUUAUAGUGACCGCUUUCAAGAGUUGAUCAAAUCGAUGCUGGUGGUCGGUCCCAAAGCCAGACCGACAAUCUUCGAGGUCAUCGAUUCUGCUCAGGCCAUCUUGGAUCAACAGUCUCACCUUCCUGAAUAA